UUCACUGCACGUUUGAACAGAGUCGGUUGAAAUAGGUCCGUGUCGUGGCUGUAGAGUUGAAAGCAGUGACUCGUGGGAGCUACGAUACUUGUGUAAAUCGUCUUUGAUAGACUGAAACAUUGUUGAUAAAUAACGCUUUCCUACCUAAAAGUAUGUCACAGAAGCAAAUAUACUACUCGGAUAAAUACACCGACGAGCAUUAUGAAUACAGGCAUGUCGUAUUACCCCGAGAACUGGCGAAGCAGGUCCCCAAAUCGCAUUUGAUGUCAGAGGAUGAGUGGCGGAGGCUUGGGGUGCAACAGUCGCUGGGUUGGGUACACUACAUGAUCCACGAACCAGAACCCCACAUUCUCUUAUUUCGAAGACCUCUUCCAAAGCUGUGAUGGCAGGCAGAAAAGUGCUGCUCCUGGAACAGCUGUGUGCUUAAUACUGGUAUUCAGUGAAUACUUGCAACCCAUCAGCUUAAUGCCUCCUGUGCACACGCUGUGUUUUCUCAGCUAAAAAGCUCAGUCAGCUCUCAAGUUGUGGCGGUUGCAUUGCUGUAGCAUGGACUUUUAGAUCCAGAGGACUUGCUACUGAAUUACCAGUGUACCCAUAAUCUGUUGAUCAUGUCUCAAAUAAAUGUAUGAAUAUAAUCAGGGGUGUUAAUCUUGAUGCUACUGCUGGUAAAUGUAAAUACUUACCAUCCAUUGAAAUAUCAAGAACCUCUGCCAUGUAUAAAAAUGAACCUGACACCUAUAUGAUUUGGAAAAACUUUUGUUUAAUAUACCAGGCAUCUAAAGUGUAUCCUCAGUUUAAAGAGGGUGCACAUGACCAUGCCUGGUUAGGAUGUUCUAACUGGUGCGGUUUUCUUUAGAACUUCAAAGUAUACCUCGUUUCAGAACCUUUGUGUCUACAUAAGAACAACUGAGUUGAGCUUUUUUUAUCUUCUGUGCCUGAUAAGUGUUGUCUGUCUGUCUGUAGAAUCAGUAUUGUCCAUAUAUAUGUUGAUAAAGUAAGGCUGCAGACUUAAAGUGUGUGUGUAUACCUGUGAUCUGUACUGUGAAACAUACAUGGAUAAGGUUGGCACAAAGACUUUCCUGUUUUCUUUAAUUUAGUCUCCUUAAUUGUACCUAUUCACUUAAAUGGAAAAUCUUGGCCGAUACUGUAUCACAGCUUUUGAAAUUGAAUGACUUUUUUUGUGCAUGAUCUGGUGGUGGUCGAUAUUUGUUUUUCUCUUUUAUGCCUCUAUUCUCCUGACUUGAGUAGAAAUUAGUCCAUGAGACCACUCUUCCUUCCUAAAGAGCACUCUCGCAACAUAAUGGCGGGAAAAUUGUCUUCUAUCAGUGUUUUGAAUGUUAUGACUUUAAAAUAAACCCUAAUUUUUAUAAAAA
Clupea harengus (Atlantic herring) is the source of this 1373-nucleotide messenger RNA. RefSeq names its product CKS domain-containing protein. Gene Ontology annotation, molecular function: cyclin-dependent protein serine/threonine kinase regulator activity. The record is from RefSeq and is a predicted model, not a curated record. NCBI's taxonomy places the organism in Eukaryota, Metazoa, Chordata, Actinopteri, Clupeiformes, Clupeidae.